AUGCAUGCGGCUCGUGAAGGGGUGGCGCUUGCUCUCUCACUUGGGAUUGCAUCUCUCAUCUUUGAAGGAGACACUGUUGUGGUGGUUGCAACCGUAAAGCGAGCAGGCCAGAAUUAUUCAAAUGUUGGUACCAUUGUUGAAGAUGUAAAGCAUCUACAUAAACAUAUUUCUGGCUCUCUUUUUCAAUUUACUCGUAAGGAAGCAAAUGAUGUUGCACACCAACUUGCUCGAUUUGGACACCCUAUUAAGUGA
This is a messenger RNA of Prunus armeniaca (apricot), 252 nucleotides long. NCBI's taxonomy places the organism in Eukaryota, Viridiplantae, Streptophyta, Magnoliopsida, Rosales, Rosaceae. The record is from the annotation of a GenBank genome assembly.